UUAAAAGAAAAAAGUGCCCAAGGAAAUUAGCGGGUAUAAAAGGAGGCUACUUCGGUCAUUGGAAAAUUCCAGACACAGAGAAAGAACAAAUCGUUCUUUGAUUUUAUUAUCUUUCUUUCUGUUCCUGAUAUUCUCCCCUGUGUAACGUUCGUCGGAGUCUCUCAGUCUCUGAUUCUCUUGAAGCAACAAAGAUUCUGUGGCUUCUGUUUGGUCGUUGUGGGAAGGAUACAUUUGGCUUUGAGAUCCUGAUUGUAUAGCAUAUAUUAUGGAACUAGAUGAUAACUAUAUGGAAACAGAUAACAGGAAGGAGAUAAAUAGUCCUGCAGUAGUGUUGAAUAAUUCAGAGUCAUCUGAGCAAAUCCCUUCCCCUGCAGAAGCGUCCAACAAACCGGAGUCAUCUGAACAAAUCCCCUCUCCAGCAGAAGCAUCCAAAAAACCAGACUCAUCUGAACUGAAGACCUCUUCUGCUGAAGUGUUCAGUGGACCUGAGUCAGCUAAAAUGAAAAUGUCUUCUCCUGCAGAAGUGUCUAAUAAACCUGAUGUAUCUGAAAAGAAAAUUGCCUCUCCUGCAGAAGCAUCCAACUCUGGAAAGAAAACCCCAAGAUCAUUGAAGGGCAAAGCUAAAAUAGCGAAGAAAACUCCCAUUCAUAACAGCUUGAAAACGAGCAAAGGUACAACUAGCUCACAGGUUAAUGGGAGGAAACGAGGGCGGAAUAGGGGUAACAACGAGAGUAGCAACAAAAGAGAAGAAGAUGCCAAGAAGAUGAAUUCAAAAAGAGAGAAACAAGAGAAUAUCAUGACUGAAGAGCAUGCCGAGAAGAGCCAUCAGGCUCAAAAGAAUCCAGGAAAGAUUAACGAAUCCGAAAAGAGCCGACAAAAACAGAGGAGUACAGAAAAACGACGUGGGUCAGACAAGAGUGUGAAGAGUCAAAGGAACAGCGAAAAACAUGAUGAAAAGAGGGAAAAGCUUGGUGGUUUGAUCUUCAUGUGCAGUGGAAAGACAAAGCCAGACUGCUUCCAUUACCGUAUCAUGGGUGUUUCAAUGGGUAAAAAAGACCUUGUGUUGGGUAUCAAACCAGGGUUGAAGCUUUUUCUCUUUGAUUUUGAUCUUAAGCUUUUGUAUGGGGUUUACAAAGCAUCCUCUUCAGGUGGCCUAAAACUCGAGCCAAAAGCAUUUGGCGGAUCCUUCCCUGCUCAGGUGCGGUUCAACGUGGAGAAAGAUUGUCUUCCUCUACCUGAGAGUGUUUUCAAGAAGGCAAUACAAGAAAACUAUAAUGAGAAAAAGAAGUUCAAAACAGAACUUACAGUUCGACAAGUCAGGAAGCUCACAGCACUUUUCCGACCAGCUCAAGUCCAUUCAACCGCUCUACCCACCCGUUCCCCAGUCCAGGCUAAAGUUCGGGAUCGGGGAGUUCAUGAAGGAGCAAGGGAAUCGCUACCACAUGCCCACAGGGAUGCACAUGCUAGAGAUCCUUAUGCCAAUGGUGAUGCUAGGAGUUAUCCAGUGUUAGCUCAUGAAAGGGACCAGCGUGUUAAAUACCGAGAUGUGGCAUCUGUAAGGAGAGAGGAAACUUCUCAUGAUUUAUACCUUACUGAAAAGGAAUAUCGAGCUUAUGGUCUUCGGGGAGAGAGAAGAAACGUGUCUCCUCGUAUUGUUCCUCCAGCUCCGGAAGCUCGCCAUAGAGAGUAUGAAAGAAAGCAUCUUGCAAGACAGCCAAACCUCAUUUACCGGGAGGCUGUCCCUGCACAUCGAGAAAAUGUUCAUUCCGAUCCUCUCUACUUGAAUGAUAGAGAUUACCCAGCUUAUACUCGCGGUGCUAGACAUGAGUUGCCACCUGCAACAUCUGCUACUGCUGUAGAUGUGUAUGCAAGGGAUCCAUAUUACGGCUACUCCUAUUAUGGUUCUUCAUCAUUGGACCCAUAUUUGGCACCCCAGAGGAGAGAGGAAGUUCCGUUGGGAUCUUUUUCUGUUGUUGGGAGGAGAGAGAAUCAUCUAAUUGAAACUGAUCCUCCGAGGAGAGAAACUGAUCGUAUGGAGAGAUUAUACUCAACACAUGCUUUUGGUGGGAGGAGAGAGAACUACCUGAUUGAGACUGAUCCUGUGCUAAGGAGAGAAACUGAUCGUGGAGAGAGACUAUAUUCGAUGCAUGCUGCUGCUGCUGCAUCUGGUUAUAACCGGACAGAAAACUACCAGGCAACCAAGGCUGAUGCAUUGCCUGCGCCAGUUUCAUCUCGUUAUGCUUUUGCAGGUCCGUCAUACUCCUACCGCUAAAUGGCGCCCUUGCAUCCCCCGGCCUGAUGCGCGCAGAAGGAGAAGUGGGUUGUGGAUAAAAAAUUCUUAGGCAUAGACCUGAGUUGAGCGCAAGAAAAUCAAAUAUUGGGCCAAUAUUUCACGCAUUCUCAAUUAUUGAGCUAAUUUGGUUCAAGACCAAGACAAAGAGGUUGUAAUUGACUUGACCACCGCGUGCAUUGAAGUUUCUCUGGGGAAGUAGUACUCAUAUGUUGUCGAAAUGUACUUGAAACUUCCCUUGCAAAUUCAUCACAAAUCUUAUCCAUUCUUCAUGUUGACUGGCUUUAUCAUGAUUAAUUCUUAGGCAAAAUUAACGAGUUUCGGAUAA
Messenger RNA from Prunus avium (sweet cherry), 2618 nucleotides. RefSeq lists its product as uncharacterized. Lineage: Eukaryota; Viridiplantae; Streptophyta; Magnoliopsida; Rosales; Rosaceae. The record is from RefSeq and is a predicted model, not a curated record.